AUGUUGUUUUCUGGCGGCCCUUGUCAAGGAAAGGAAGAACGGGCCAGCGCCGCGCAUUCCAGACCGUUUGCGCAACCUAACGGUGGCAGCGGCGGUGCCUCCGCGGCGUCGUCGGGCACUAACUUACUCUUUUCUUCCUCGGCCACGGAAUUCAGCUUCAACGUGCCCUUCAUCCCAGUCACUCAAGCCGCCGCUGCCCCGGCCUCCCUGCUCUUGCCCGGAGAGGAUUCUACAGAUGUUGGUGAGGAGGACAGCUUCCUUGGCCAGACUUCUAUUCACACAUCUACUCCACAGACAUUUAGUUACUUCUCUCAGGUAUCAAGCAGUAGUGAUCCUUUUGGGAAUAUUGGACAGUCACCAUUAACAACUGCAGCCACACCGGUCGGACAGUCAGCAUUCUCCAAGCCCCCGACUGCUCUCCCUUAUACAGCUGGAUCCCAAGAAGUGGUAAAUGCUUUUUCUCCAUCCGUUUCGAAGGCUCAGUAUGGUGCUCCACCUUCCUCACAGAUGGGACUGAAUUCUUACCUGCCUUCUCAGCCGAGUAGUAGUCUCCCUCCUUCGAAUUUUGGAAGCCCACCUCAAGGAACUCCCCAACAAGGAUACAAUCCGUAUCGCCAUAACCCUGUCAGUAGCAGGGCUAAUCCUUACAUUGCACCGCCACAGCUGCAGCAGUGCCAAACACCAAGCCUUCCCACUCAUCUUCCACCCUCUGGGCCCUCUGGACCCCCCGUACAGAUGUACCAGAUGCCUCCAGGAUCCUUGCCACCGAUUCCUCCUUCAGCACAGUCACCAACACAACAGCAGGUACUUGCUAGAUCUGCAGGUCCCUCUAUGCAGGUACCACCUCCUUUUCUACUUCAGAAUCAGUAUGAACCUGUUCAGCCCCACUGGUUUUACUGCAAAGAGGUCGAAUACAAACAGCUAUGGAUGCCUUUCAGUGUGUUCGACUCUUUGAAUCUUGAAGAAAUCUAUAACUCAGUCCAGCCGGACCCCGAGAGUGUGGUUCUAGCUACAGAUGGAGGGCGCUACGAUGUGUACCUCUAUGACCGAAUGAGGAAAGCUGUGUACUGGGAAGAGGAGCCCGCUGAAGUGAGACGCUGCACCUGGUUUUAUAAGGGAGACACAGACAGCAGGUUUAUUCCCUAUACGGAGGAAUUCAGUGAGAAACUAGAGGCCGAGUAUAAAAAAGCUGUAACAACAAAUCAGUGGCAUCGCAGAUUAGAGUUUCCAAGUGGAGAGACAAUUGUCAUGCAUAAUCCAAAGGUUAUUGUUCAGUUCCAGCCUUCCUCUGUGCCAGAUGAAUGGGGAACCACACAGGAUGGACAAACAAGACCCAGGGUUGUAAAGCGUGGAAUUGAUGAUAGCCUUGAUGAAAUCCCAGAUGGAGAAAUGCCUCAGGUUGACCACUUGGUGUUUAUGGUACAUGGCAUCGGGCCCGUGUGUGACUUGCGCUUUAGAAGCAUUAUUGAAUGUGUGGAUGAUUUUAGGGUGGUUUCUCUCAAAUUGCUGCAGACACAUUUCAAGACGUCUUUGGAUGAUAGGAAAAUAAGCAGAGUGGAAUUCCUUCCAGUUCACUGGCACAGUUCCUUGGGUGGGGAUGCCACAGGUGUCGAUAGGAAUAUUAAGAAAAUCACUUUACCAAGUAUUGGUCGGUUUCGUCACUUUACCAAUGAAACCUUGCUGGAUAUUUUAUUUUAUAAUAGCCCCACCUACUGUCAGACAAUUGUGGAAAAAGUGGGAAUGGAAAUAAACCGUCUGCAUGCACUCUUUAUGAGCCGAAACCCAGACUUCAAAGGAGGGGUCUCUGUUGCUGGUCACAGUUUAGGUUCCUUAAUAUUGUUUGACAUCCUUUCUAAUCAAAAAGAUUUGAAGUUAUCAAAGACUCCAGGGCCUCUUGCUGUUGCUAAUGGAGUUAUGAAGCAGCCACAUUUUCAGGAAAAGCAGGUGCCCGAAGAGCCAAAGCCGCCUUUGGAUGAGUCAUGUGACCUUGAUGUUGAAAAUGAAGAAGUUCUAACUUUGCAAGAAACCUUGGAAGCAUUUAGUCUCUCUGAAUAUGUUAGCACUUUUGAAAAGGAAAAAAUCGAUAUGGAAUCUCUGCUUAUGUGUACAGUCGAUGACCUGAAGGAAAUGGGAAUACCCCUUGGACCCAGGAAGAAGAUAGCUAACUUUGUGAAACAUAAAGCAGCCAAACUGGAACAGAAAAAAAUAGCUUCAGAAAAGAAAGCAGCAAUGGCUACUUCAACAAAAGGACAAGAAGAAAGUGCUCAGAAAACUAAAGAAGUGGCUUCUCUCCCCUCAGACGCUAAUGAGUCAAAGAGGAAACUUCCAGUUGGUGCUUAUGUUUCUUCUGUGCGUGUUGAUUAUGAGUCUUUUGAAGUGGGCACAGGACAGGUUUCUGUAGUUUACAACUCAUUAGACUUUGAACCAGAGAUUUUCUUUGCCUUGGGAUCUCCAAUUGGUAUGUUUCUCACUAUUCGAGGAGUGGAUAGGAUAGAUGAGAACUAUAAGCUUCCUACCUGUAAAGGAUUCUUCAAUAUUUAUCAUCCGCUUGAUCCAGUGGCAUAUAGAUUAGAACCUAUGAUUGUUCCAGAUUUAGACUUAAAAGCAGUUCUCAUUCCACAUCACAAAGGCAGAAAAAGACUUCAUUUAGAGUUGAAAGAAAGUCUCUCUCGUAUGGGAUCUGAUUUGAAGCAGGGCUUUAUUAGCUCUCUGAAAAGUGCUUGGCAGACAUUGAACGAGUUUGCCCGUGCUCAUACUUCUUCAACUCAGUUGCAAGAAGAAUUGGAGAAGGUAGCCAAUCAAAUCAAAGAAGAAGAAGAAAAGCAAGUAGUUGAAGCAGAAAAGAUUGUUGAAAGUCCAGAUUUUUCCAAGGAUGAGGACUUCUUAGGGAAGGUUGGAAUGUUAAACGGAGGCCGCAGAAUUGACUACGUUCUUCAAGAAAAGCCAAUAGAGAGUUUCAAUGAAUAUCUUUUUGCUCUUCAGAGUCACUUAUGCUAUUGGGAAUCUGAAGAUACUGCUCUGUUAUUACUUAAAGAAAUUUAUCGAACAAUGAACAUUAGUCCAGAACAACCCCAGCAUUGAUCAGAUUUCAUUUUUACUGUACUUUGUCUGCAAAAAUGUUCCAGUAUAAAUUGCGCAUCACUGAGAAAAUCUUCAGAGGACGUUCCCUGAUUGCUCCUGUGGUGGAUGACAGAACAGUGAUUCAUCAACUGUUGCUCUGAUAGAAUUCUCAGCUGUAGGGAUUCAUUUAAAAGGAAAUACACAGAACAAAAAGACAGUGAAACAAAUCAUUAUCAUAUUUUGAUAUUAUAGAUUAGGAAAUGUAAUUAUAAAAUGAUGCAAUGAAAAAUUUUUAGAUCAGUUUAAUUGUAUAGUUAUUGUAGUUAUAUGUGAUAUCAAUGAAGAAAUAUUUGUAGCAUGCAAAUGGUUAUUUCUAUUUCUUAAAAGACUAUUGUCAUUGGGCUGUUAAUGACGUUGUCAUUGGGCUAGUAAUGACAUGAGCUGUUGCAUUUUUCUUUUUAUUAAUGCAGUAUGUUCUUUUUAAUUCAAGUAUGGAUUUCUUGAGAAACUAUAGUAAUAUGGUUUUUAAGAAAUUAAUAUUUUACUUAAAUGUGAAUUGUGGUUUUGAGCUCUCUUAAUGCAGAGUCAUUUGUAUUUGUUAAGAGGAAGUAAACUGAGAUCACUUAUAUUUUCAAACUGAAUCUGAAGUUUUAUAAAGCUGUCAAGCUAUUGCUAGUUGAAGAAAGGGAAAUGGCUCCUUAUUUCACAAUCCUGUGAAGAGUUCUCUUUGCCUUUCCACCUCUAACAGGAGAGGGGAGCAAGUGAGGGGUUUUCCAUUUAGUCAUCCGAGGUAUCUGCAAUCACCUGGUUGCUGAAGUUCCAAUUAAUGUGAAAACCAAAGUAGAAUUCUUCUCUUUUCUUUUCUUUUUUUGCUUUGUAUCAAUUUGACUUAUACCAAAGUGUUAGAAAAUAUGAAAUGUAUUGCUUUGAGACUAUAAAGCCACCUCACAAAAAAGACUGCUCUGUAAUACUCAUCUUGUUUUACUAAAAAUUCAGAUUAUCUAAAUAUUUUCUUAAUAGUAAAUGGGAAUGCUGAUUUUCUUCUUUUGUUAUGUAGUAGCAACAUUUUACAUUGUUUACAUAGUUCUCAUGGAACAUGGCAUUUUUGAAAGCAACAUAUGAUACACAUUUUUUGUGUAUAUAUUCCAGUUAGUGUGAAUAAAGCAGUAACAUCAAUGUACUUUUUUAAGCAGUAAACUUAUGUAUUUCUCAUCUUCCUUAAAAGUAUUCCUGUGAAUUUGGUAUUCAGUACCUUUUCAUUCCUCUUACAUAGUUAAUAAACAACGUUAGCAUUUGCUCCCAAUAAUAGAAUUUGAAUAGUAAAAUUGUAUAACUGCAAUCGACCCCAGACAACAUAUCUUCCAACUACCUCAUUCUCUAACAGGACAGGACAAUAAAUGCCUUUCCCAGUUUCCUUAAUUCACCUUUGGCCUUCAUUUCUCUACACCAGGACUACUAUUUUCCACUUAAUUGUCACUCAGCUUCCCAAUACUGAUUAGAUAAAGAAAAAUAAGGGUUAUUUAUGUAUGUUUUAAUAAAAUCAAGUUUGAUUUUCAA
Messenger RNA from Tupaia belangeri chinensis (Chinese tree shrew), 4617 nucleotides. RefSeq names its product SEC23 interacting protein (gene SEC23IP). The record is from RefSeq and is a predicted model, not a curated record. Gene Ontology annotation, biological process: endoplasmic reticulum to Golgi vesicle-mediated transport. The coding region runs from base 1 to 3081 and encodes 1026 amino acids. Gene Ontology annotation, molecular function: glycerophospholipase activity; protein binding; metal ion binding. The transcript has 20 exons. Gene Ontology annotation, cellular component: cytoplasm; COPII-coated ER to Golgi transport vesicle. Lineage: Eukaryota; Metazoa; Chordata; Mammalia; Scandentia; Tupaiidae.